AUGUGUAUAAAAUUUUUUGGUGUAAUUUUUAUGGGUGCAUCUAAAUAUACAUCUUUUUUUACAUUAGAACAACAAUCUCUUAUUGAUUGGAUUCAAAAUACCGGACACAGUUUAGGAUAUAUCAUUGUCAUUAAAAGGUCAGAGACUAGUCUGAUCGGGAAGAGUCCUAGACUGUUGUUCCAAUGUGAUUGCGGUGGCACGUACAGAAGUAAGAAAACCUCCACAAAUGUUACAGGCACAAAAAAAAUUGAUUGUCCUUUCAGAUUGAAAUGGGUGAAAAUGCGAGCAGGUGAUGACUGGAUGGUAUGUGGAACACAUAAUCAUGCCCUUGCAACAUAUAUGGAGGGACAUCCAUACCCCGGUCAGCUCUCUGAAAGCGAAACCCAGUUGAUGGUACAUUUGUCUAUGAAAAAUGUGAAGCCACGAGAUAUUUUGACAUCGCUGAAGAAGCAGAAUCCGAACGUGUCUACCAUUAAGACGGUAUAUAAUGCACUCCAGAAAUUUCAAACCUCGGAGGAAGCCGGAUCAUUAGAGCGAUGGCGUGCAUUCCCACACGUGUUAUUGAUGGACGCAACAUAUAAAACAAACAGGUACAAGAUGCCCCUCCUUGAGAUUGUCGGCGUGACUGCAACUAAUAUGACAUUUUGCAUAGCAUUUGUGUUCCUGCACUCAGAAAAAGUGUUCAAUUAUACUUGGGCUUUAAGGUGUCUGCAGUCAACAAUGGCUGAAUGCACUGGUCCACGAGUUAUUAUCACCGACAAAGAGUCAUCAAUAACUGACAAUGAAAGUUGGAAUGCAUUCUACAAAAUGUGGACUAAGUUGCUGGAAUCUGAAACUGAGAAUGCUUAUGUGUGCAAUUUGACGGACCUUGAGGUAGUGUUUCAAAACUUUCCAGGUGUUAUUAAUUAUCUUAAGGAUGUAUGGUUGACACCGUAUAAGGAGAUGUUUGUAUCCGCAUGGACCGACAAAUAUCUACAUUUUGAAAACCAAACAACUAAUAGAGUCGAGAGCCAACAUGCCAAGUUGAAACGAUACUUGGAGUCAUCACAAUCAGAUUUGGUGACAUCACUGUCAUUUAUUCAUCACGUCAUCCAAUCACAAGACAUAGCUAUCAAAGCGAGUAUUGAGCAGAGCAAAACUAUCGUCCAACAUCGAUUCAAUAUCCCGCACUUCCAAAAAUUAUGUGGUUUCGUUUCAAUCCACGCAUUACAUCUGAUUUUGAAGGAAUUUGAGCGAUCUAAGAAUGCCGGAGAAGUUUCCUACAAAUGCGGAUGCCAAAUUCGUACGAGCUAUGGACUGCCAUGUGCGCAUGUGCAAGCAAUAUAUUUGAAAGAUGGUCGGCCCAUACCAAUUAAUUUCAUAGAUAAUUUUUGGAGGAAACUUGGCUUAUCACCGUGUGUGUCUCUGCAAGAAGAUGACAUCGAUUGUGUGGUCGAUCUACAAACGAACACUCGUGGACGCCUCUGCUCGAAGAAAAAAGUUGCAUCAAAUACUCGUGCUAAUCCGUCUGCAUUACUGUUCGUUGAGUCUGAUUCCCCUCAUUCUCGGGAACCAUGCAGACACAGUUAUUCAUUUGGAGGCCCUGACUUGAAGAGUAGGGAAGACAUAUCCACUCGUGCUAAUACGACUACAUUUGAGUUUGUUGAGCCAGAUAUUUUUCAGUUUCAGGAACCAGCGAGACACAGUUGCUCCUCUACUUACAACUACUCUGUACAUGCCUAUGUUCGUCAGUUUCCACCUAUACUUAAUCCUUACAUUAUGCAUGUACAAGACGUAAAACCUGAUGGAAAUUACGGCUUUCGGGCAAUAGCUGUCUGUCUUGGUCUUCACGAAGAUGCAUGGGCAACUAUCCGAUAUAACUUAAUUGAAGAGUUACACAUAUUCAGGACACAGUAUGUUGCAAUAUUUGACAGUGAUGGCCAGUGGACUCGUGUUACGCAUGAAAUGGAACAUGGAUCCUGUGAAAGUUCAUUUGUAGGGAGGUUGAAAGUUUAUGACACGUAUUUUAAGGAAGAAUAA
Tripterygium wilfordii is the source of this 2019-nucleotide messenger RNA. RefSeq lists its product as uncharacterized. Gene Ontology annotation, molecular function: zinc ion binding. Gene Ontology annotation, biological process: regulation of DNA-templated transcription. Lineage: Eukaryota; Viridiplantae; Streptophyta; Magnoliopsida; Celastrales; Celastraceae. The record is from RefSeq and is a predicted model, not a curated record. Bases 1 to 2019 code for a protein of 672 amino acids. The transcript has 5 exons.